UUCACAAUCCUUGCUUCACUCCGUACGUUGUGGAAUUGCACUGAUUGUGUACAAUGUUUAGCAUGGUAAACUGAGACGGCAGAUGGUAUUGACAGCAGGCAACUACCGGUCUACCCAAGGCAUCAUCUCUACCUAGGCCUAAACCUAAUGAAGAUAAGUUUUGCUCGACAAUAUGUAGAAGGUAAUCCACAGAAAUCAUAGAAAUCAGCAAUAAAGCCAUGGAAUCAAGCAACACCUUUAAGACCUCAAGACCAUCAUCAUCAUCAAGUUUGAUCAGCAAACAGAAAAAGGCAUGGGAUGCAGCCAUGGAAAAAGAAGAGAAACAGGCUGAGGGAAAUACCCAACAAAACAAUCAAUCACAUAAGAUAAAGAAGCACUACCACAAGGACAGGAGAAAAAGCGACACUUCGCGACCACCUAGUACCACUUCAAAAAAAGCGUGGGGCGAUAAACCAACAGAGGUUGAGAGGGCAAGUAACUGUGGUAUGGAUAUUAGUUUUAAUUCUGUUGAAUUACAAGAGAAGAAUGGACAUGUCAAAGUUCACACCACCGAUUGCAACGACAAAUCAAAGCAUUGUACAGAACUUCUACCGAUGAUUACAAAAGUGUUUCGUUCAAAAAAAUUCAAGUCUAUAAAACUAGAGCAACUAUACCAAAGGUAUUUCUUUGGUUUGAAUCGAAGUAGUUUAUCAAGCUAUUUGUUAAUGGUGAGCCUGUUGUGUCUCGUACAAAUCAUCUGCCAUUACGUAUCGAAAAACCCUCAGAUAUACACUGGCAUUUGCUUAGGUCUGUUUGUUCUUAUUUUCCUUGCCAUGACAUUUGUGUGCAAUAGGAACUCGUUUACUCAAAAACAAUUAAGAAUAAGUUGCUAUUCUGUUAUUCUUAUAAUGUGUGUUGUUGUCGGUAUUGAUGUUUUUAACACUAAGCCUCACGAAGCCUCUUCAGGGGUUUGGACGUCUAUAUUCAUCAUGUACAUGACAUACGCGCUCCUGCCGCUACGUAUGCGGCUGGCAGUGUUAGGAGGAAUCACACUAGGACUUGUUCAGAUCAUUUGUGUCGCCAUUGACAACAAGGACGAUUCGUUUCUAUGGAGACAGGUAAGUGAAUUAUACUAA
Molecule: messenger RNA, 1115 nt
Organism: Anneissia japonica
Lineage: Eukaryota; Metazoa; Echinodermata; Crinoidea; Comatulida; Comatulidae
Product: adenylate cyclase type 5-like
Exons: 2
Coding region: 219-1115 (298 amino acids)
Biological process (GO): cAMP biosynthetic process; adenylate cyclase-activating G protein-coupled receptor signaling pathway; adenylate cyclase-inhibiting G protein-coupled receptor signaling pathway
Molecular function (GO): adenylate cyclase activity
Source: RefSeq, a predicted model, not a curated record